Aphanomyces astaci is the source of this 937-nucleotide messenger RNA. RefSeq lists its product as hypothetical. The coding region runs from base 67 to 912 and encodes 281 amino acids. The transcript is spliced from 9 exons. Lineage: Eukaryota; Oomycota; Saprolegniomycetes; Saprolegniales; Verrucalvaceae. The record is from RefSeq and is a predicted model, not a curated record.
GGCGGUUUCACAUUGGCAACGCUGCGUGCUGCGGGAACGCUCGCAUUUUGAAGGGGCAUAGAGGGUAUGUCGACAGCCGACGACGGCGGCGGUAGUAGUGCAAGGGUUGUGUCACUCAAGGAAGACGAAGUGGCACCGUGUGAAGCGACUCGAGCGACGUCGGCAACGGAGACGCCCAAUGGGCGACGAAGCGUAUCCUACGAUGGGAGGAGGGUGUCGACAACAACGGCAGCCACCAGCGACGGCAGGCAGCACCGCCCGCUGUCGACGAACGAGAAGGAAGAGGUUGGGCUCUUGAAGAUGGAGAAUGCCAUGUUGCGGCAAAAGGUUCUGGCAUUGGAGCAGCAGUUUGACGACUAUGCUAAGAAAGAAACGGCCGACGAAUUUGAAAACAUGGACGACAUCAACGACUUGCUUCGAAUGGCCGAGCUGGCCAAGCAUGAGGCCAAGGCGUAUUCACAAAACACAUCCAGGGACAAGAUGCGAAAGGACAUUCAAGUGCUGCAGACGAUUCUGAAAAAGGCCAAAGCCGAGCGAAGCGAGUUCAAGAAAACGAUCAAGCAGAGCGAAGACCGGCUGCGUUACGAGUGUGAAAAGAAAAAGGAGGAGGGCCUCAAGAACGAGAUCGACAAGGAGAUCUUUACUAAAAUUAUCAAAGACGACAGAGAUCGGUACCGACACCAAGUGAUGGAGCUCACCGACCGCAUCAAACGGCUCGAGCGGGAAAAGUACGACAUGUUUAUGUGGGCCAAGCAGAACCAAGACCAUUGUUUGCUGGAGAUGCGAAAGCUCACAAGGGCCCUGAUCAAAGCAAAGAAGAUGGCAGAUGAACAGUCGCACGACAGCAAGGAACUGUAUGAGCUGGUAGUCCGAGUCAAGCAAGUAUUGCAUGUAGCGGCAGAUUCGACAUAACAAGCAAUCCAGGAGGUUGGUUGGA